UGCCUGUGGGUCAUAUUUACAGUUUUCCUCAUGGAGAUACAUGUGUAGUCCAAAGUAUUACAGCUGUUAUGUGGUUAAAGUAAGCAAGAGGUAUCUUUUCGUCUUUAGUUUGUUUCAAACCCUCCGUAAUUAAUAACGUAAGCUAAGCGGCUGUAGGUACAUUCUGAAAGAAAGGUAACAGCCGGUUGAGUUAACGUCUACAAACCUCUUAAUUUGUCGAGAUGAAGGAAAAAUUGAGGCAGAGCAGCAAAAAGAAGAAGGGUAAUCUUGUGUUACAAAGGUACAUGGUGGCUGUGGGUGAGUUUAUUAAAAGCAAAAGUGUCAAAGAAGAAGAAGAAGAGGAGGAACAUGACCAUGGCUUGAGAUUUGUAAAAAAGAAAAGCCGAAAGGAGCUGCGCAAGGAAAAGAGAAAAAUGAAAAAAGCCCAGAUGAAAAAUUAUUAUGAGGGUAACAAGACACCCCUCGAUGUUGUUGAAAACUCGGAAAUACUCGCCGAUGAGCAGCAGAAGAAGAAGCUGAAGCAGAAACAAAAGAAAAUGGAAAAAAAAGAGAAGUUAAAAACACAGUCCAGAAGUGAUACUCCGGAGAAAUCAGCCGGCUCUAAAACACCACCAUCUUCCAAGAAAGUCAAGAAAAGCAACACGCUUCAAGAAUCGAGAAAAAUGGCACUUCUGGAGGCAAAUGAAGAGGAGGACAAAGAAAUAAAGAAAAUGGAGCGAUUACUUGGAUUAAACAAGAGAAGAAACAAAAAGACUCUCCCUCAAUCCUUUGUGGCUGAUGGACUGGAUUACAUCCUGGGCGUGCUGGACUCGGGCUCAUCGGCUGUGGGCUUGUAUGAUGAUGAUGAUGAAGACAUGGACAAGGCCAAGGCUAACUUCGAAAAACUGGAAGAGAACAACUCUCAGCUGUCAGAUGAGGGCAAAGAAUCUGGAGAUGAGAUGGCGAGUGACGGUAGUGAUGAAGAUAUGGCUUCGUUUGACGAUGAAAAUGAUGAUGAAAUGGUUGAGACAAAGGAAAUAGAGGAUGAGCUAGAAGAGAGUGAUGCAGCUGACUCAGAAAAUGAAAAUGAUGGUGAAACGAAGGAAGAAGCAGAAACUCAGAAGACAACAUCGGCUGGCUUAUAUUCAGAAACCGUCAACUGUGCAUCAGGUAAAUACGUGCCGCCUCAAUUAAGAGGCGCUGGAGAUGAAAAACGCAAAGCUGAGCUCGAAAAACUGAAGAGGACCGUGAAAGGCCUGCUGAACAGGCUGACUGAGCCCAACAUGGCGCCCAUCAGUGGUCAGCUGGAGGAGCUGUACAUGAGCUGCAGCAGGAAGGACAUGAAUGACACCCUAACAGAGGUGCUGCUAGCGGCCUGCGUCACCCCGUCCCUGAUGCCUGACAGACUCCUGAUGGAGCACAUCCUGCUUGUGAGCAUCCUCCACCACGCCGUCGGGAUAGAGGUCGGUGCCAAUUUUCUGGAGACGGUCGUGCGGAAGUUUCACGAGGUGUACAAGAACCCAACAGAAGGCAAAGAAUGCGACAACCUGGUCUCCAUUGUCGGUCACCUCUAUAACUUCCAGGUGGUGCAUUCCGGCCUCAUCUUUGACAUCCUCAAGCUUUUCGUUGGAGCCUUUACAGAGAAGGACAUUGAACUAGUUCUGUUGCUGCUGAGGAAUGUCGGCUUCGCCCUGAGGAAGGACGACGCUCUGGCUCUCAAGGAGCUCAUCACCGAGGGCCAACGCAAGGCCUGCGACGUCGGGUCGAAGUUUGAGGAUCAGACCAGGGUGCGUUUCAUGCUGGAAACCAUGAUGGCUUUGAAGAACAAUGACAUGCGGAAGAUCCCCGGCUACGAUCCUGAGCCUGUGGAGAAGCUGAGGAAGCUGCAGAGGACUGUGAUCCAGCGGCGUGCAGGAGGCACUGACAUGAAACUGAGGGUGUCUCUGGACAACCUCCUGGCAGCAGAGCAGGUGGGCCGCUGGUGGAUCGUCGGCUCCUCGUGGAGGGGAGCGCCCAUGAUCGGCGAGCAAGGGAACGCGACGUCCAAACCGAGUACUGCAGGAGGACAGUUCAGUGCCAACGUCUUAGAACUGGCGAGGAAACAGAGGAUGAACACCGAGGUCAGGAAAAACAUCUUCUGUGUGAUAAUGACCAGCGAAGAUUACAUGGAUGCAUUCGAGAAACUGCUCAGGAUGGGCCUGAAGGACAAGCAGGAGAGGGAGAUCGUUCAUGUUCUGAUGGACUGCUGCCUGCAGGAGAAAACCUUCAACGCCUAUUACGCCGUACUGGGAGAGAAGUUCUGCUCCCAUGAUCGCCGCUUUCAGAUGACGUUCCAGUUCUGCCUAUGGGACAAGUUCAGGGAGAUGUCCAACCUUCCCAGCGGCACCUUUAACAACUUGAUUCAGCUCGUAACCCUCUUCCUUCAGAAGAAGUGCCUUUCACUCUCCAUACUCAAAGUAAUAGAGUUUGGAGAGCUCGAUACGCCCACAGUACGCUUCCUGCGCCAGGUGCUCACCAAACUGCUGAAAGACAUGGAGCCCGAAGACCUCGCCAGUAUAUUUGGAAGGAUUUCAGGAAUUCCCCAGCUCGGAAUGCUGCGGGAGGGCUUGAAGCUUUUCAUCAGCCACUUUCUGCUGAAGAAUGCCCGGUCACAGGGACCAGCUGAGCAAGCAGCGACGCUGUCAGAGCGCGCUCAGGUCGCCACCAAAGCCAUGGAGGCCAAAGAGGCCAAGCUCAAACUGUAAAACACUGACACACACACACACACACACACACACACACACCAGACACACGUACGUGACCCAACUAUAGAACAGAAAAAGACUUUGUCCCUGAACACAAACCGACAGCUUUCUUCAAAGAAGAAUAAAUCAGUUUUUUUAUAUUAAAUUAAUGUUUUUGCGAUGGGGAGUCCUUGUACAUUAUUGUUACCAUGACAAUUUUUUAAAUCUGGAAGAUACACUCAUCCAAUAUCGGACUAUCUAGAUUGUUAUAAUGCAGCGUGUGCAGCUCAGCUUCAUUAUUCGGUGAUGAAUAACUACAGAUUUUGCUUUAUAACGAUGUGAAAGCGAUACCGUGGGGUUUCUUAUGUAUUUCACUUCCUAAAUCUAUAAUGGUGCUUAUAAAUUUAGCGUGUCACAAUUUUUAAAAGUGACGGUCGUAAAAGUCUCAAUAAUCACUGACAUUUUGACUCGUGCUUUGACUCUUUUUGUAAAGGGAAAUAAAUUAUUUCCUCGAACGGCCCUCGUUGCUUCUUCUUACCUCCAUGUUCUUUAUCGCCGACCUCCCCCCGGAAGGCACAGCCGAGUUAAUAUCGUUGGGUUCGUACACCUGGAGCUAUUCUUCUUGGCUUUGUCUAUUUACUCUUACACAAAAUAAAGCAUGUAAUAUUUAAGUCUUUCUCAGCCUUAAAUGCAACUGAUUAGUGAAUAUGUGUAUGUUUUUAUUCUUUUCUGUUGAUAUUUCCACUUGGCUUGUGACAGACUGGAGCUGUGAGAAUGGGGAGCGACGGAGUUGUUGGUUCUGUGUUUACACACCCGGAUGAAAUGACCCCGGGGCCUUAAGUCUAGCCUCCUGUGUUUGCUGGCUGACACCAGUAUCUGCCCUCGUGGUUAGCAUAGCAGAGUCAUUAUGUUACAUUUGAUACUUGCUCCUAUUAAUUAGCUCCAUUGGUGCGGCCUGUAUCAAUCUGAGGCUGCAGUGUGGCCUGAGGUCAGGAAUGGGCCAUCAAGGUCAACCAGAGGAAAUGUCCUUCACUGGUCCACAAAGCCCAACCCCAUGUUGAAGGGGAAGAUGUUUUAAUUGCAUGUAAUAUUUAAGACGCCCUGUUUGAUGACAAAAAGGACAAAUACGCUUUGGUCUUGAGUCGCGGGGAUGUGUAUGUUUGAGAAAAGAUGGGAGACAACGAGGAGAAAAACUUGAGAAUCUGUCAGUUAGAAGGUGGAGCUGGUGGGAUCAACAGGCUCACUGUGCGCUCCUUACACCGGCCAUUGUCUGCCGCCGUGAGCCAGCGAGUUGCCAUCAGCGUUGCCUGCUGUUUGGGUUUGACCCUCAGCUGAACUUUGAUUUAUUCAGCUAAAGCAAACAGCUGAAGAUAACCAACAAAUCACUCAGUAAUCCUGUUGCAAAUGGCACAUAAUCAGCCAACCCUGCUGUAGUUUACCGCUAAUGACUGCGGGAACAUAGGACCACACUGUGUUUUCUGUAAAGUAAACAAUGUACAGAUGAGUUAUUAAACCGGCCCUAUCGCCCGGGCACAUUGGUGAGCAAACAAUACUAAAAUAAGAGACUAUAGCUGAAAGAUAAUCAACUUAUAUAUGUACUUAUUAGUUAAUAACACACCCUAAAUACAUUAUUGUUUGGAUAUGAAAAGUAGGCUAAUGGGAUGUUUUGUUUACAUUUGAGGAAGUCCACUCUUAUUUUUCUUGAGCCCAUGUAUAUGUGCCAUGUCUGUAAUUCCUCAUUGUUGCAUCUCUGGUGUUUUAAUUCAAAGUAAAAACAGUCUGUCUAUGCAGUCUAUGGCACAAGUAAAGGAUCAAAUGUUGUUUGAUUCUGAUUUUUUUAUUUCAUUAAAACACAUUUAAAAUA
Pseudoliparis swirei is the source of this 4566-nucleotide messenger RNA. It is a transcript of the gene nom1, whose product is annotated as nucleolar protein with MIF4G domain 1. Bases 222 to 2723 code for a protein of 833 amino acids. NCBI's taxonomy places the organism in Eukaryota, Metazoa, Chordata, Actinopteri, Perciformes, Liparidae. Gene Ontology annotation, molecular function: RNA binding; protein binding. Gene Ontology annotation, biological process: ribosomal small subunit biogenesis. The transcript is spliced from 11 exons. The record is from RefSeq and is a predicted model, not a curated record. Gene Ontology annotation, cellular component: nucleolus.